Molecule: messenger RNA, 2467 nt
Organism: Ixodes scapularis (black-legged tick)
Lineage: Eukaryota; Metazoa; Arthropoda; Arachnida; Ixodida; Ixodidae
Gene: Hsp83
Product: heat shock protein HSP 90-alpha
Exons: 3
Coding region: 103-2298 (731 amino acids)
Biological process (GO): protein stabilization; protein folding; cellular response to heat
Cellular component (GO): protein-containing complex; perinuclear region of cytoplasm; plasma membrane
Molecular function (GO): ATP binding; ATP hydrolysis activity; disordered domain specific binding
Source: RefSeq, a predicted model, not a curated record
GUCGAGAACAUUCGACAGCCGGAUUAAAAGCCCGCCAACCGGCAUUGUGCGAGCAUUCAUUCGGAUACUUGCGCUCUGUACCCGACGGAAUCUGCGCUCAAGAUGCCCGAAGAAGUGCGCAUGGAGGAUGCCGCCGGCGAGGCGGAGACCUUCGCUUUCCAGGCGGAGAUCGCUCAGCUUAUGAGCCUGAUCAUCAACACCUUCUACUCCAACAAGGAGAUCUUCCUCCGGGAGCUCAUCUCCAACUCGUCCGACGCUCUGGACAAGAUCCGCUACGAGUCUCUCACAGACCCGACCAAGCUGGACGCCCAGAAGGAGCUCUUCAUCAAGAUCAUCCCCAACCGCGAUGACCGGACCCUGACCCUCAUCGACACUGGCAUUGGCAUGACCAAGGCCGACCUUAUCAACAACUUGGGCACAAUCGCCAAGUCCGGCACCAAGGCCUUCAUGGAAGCGCUGCAGGCCGGCGCCGACAUCAGCAUGAUCGGCCAGUUCGGUGUGGGAUUCUACUCGGCGUACCUGGUCGCCGACAAGGUGACUGUCACGUCCAAACACAACGACGACGAGCAGUACACGUGGGAGUCGUCCGCCGGCGGUUCCUUCACCAUCCGUACGGACAACUGCGAACCGCUGGGACGCGGCACCAAGAUCGUGCUCCACCUCAAGGAAGACCAGACUGAGUACCUCGAGGAACGCCGCAUUAAGGACGUUGUGAAGAAGCACUCGCAGUUCAUCGGCUACCCCAUUAAGCUGCUGGUCCAGAAAGAGCGGGAGAAGGAAGUCUCGGACGACGAAGAGGAGGAGGAAAAGGAGAAAAAGGAAGACAAGGAGAAAGAGGACGAGGCCGUCGACGAGGAAGGCAAGCCCAAGAUCGAGGACGUGGACGAAGAGGAGGAGGAAAAGGACAAGAAGAAAAAGAAGAAAAUCAAGGAGAAGUACUCGGAAGAUGAGGAGCUGAACAAGACCAAGCCCAUCUGGAUGCGCAAUCCCGACGACAUCUCUCAGGAGGAGUACGGCGAGUUCUACAAGUCCCUGACGAACGACUGGGAGGACCAUCUUGCCGUCAAGCACUUCUCGGUUGAAGGGCAACUCGAGUUCCGCGCCCUGCUGUUCGUGCCCAAGCGCGCCCCGUUCGACCUGUUCGAGAACCGCAAGCAAAAGAACAACAUCAAGCUCUACGUGCGUCGGGUCUUCAUCAUGGAUAACUGCGAGGACCUGAUUCCCGAGUACCUCAACUUCGUCAAGGGCGUCGUGGACUCUGAGGACCUCCCGUUGAACAUCUCCCGCGAGAUGCUCCAGCAGAACAAGAUCCUGAAGGUGAUCCGCAAGAACCUGGUCAAGAAGUGUCUGGAGCUGUUCGACAGUGUCAGCGAGGACAAGGAGAUGUACAAGAAGUUCUACGAGCAGUUCAGCAAAAAUAUCAAGUUGGGCAUCCACGAAGACUCUCAGAACCGCAAGAAGCUCGCGGAGUUCCUCCGCUACUACACGUCUGCCUCGGGCGACGAAACUUGCUCCCUCAAGGACUAUGUGUCCCGCAUGAAGGAGAACCAGAAGCACAUCUACUUCAUCACAGGAGAGUCAAAGGACCAGGUGGCCAACUCUGCCUUCGUGGAGCGUGUCAGAGAGCGCGGCCUGGAGGUGAUCUACAUGAUCGAGCCGAUCGACGAGUACUGCGUUCAACAGCUUAAGGAGUACGAUGGCAAGACCCUGGUCUCUGUGACCAAGGAGGGCCUUGAACUUCCCGAAGACGAGGCGGAGAAGAAGCGGCAGGAGUUGAACAAGAACAAGUUUGAGAACCUCUGCAAGCUCAUGAAGGACAUCUUGGACAAGAAGGUGGAGAAAGUCAUCGUGUCUAAUCGUCUGGUCAAGUCUCCCUGCUGCAUCGUCACGUCUCAGUACGGCUGGACUGCCAACAUGGAGAGGAUCAUGAAGGCCCAGGCACUGCGGGACUCUAGCACCAUGGGCUACAUGGCGGCCAAGAAGCACCUGGAGGUGAACCCAGACCACCCGGUCAUGGAGACCCUGCGGCAGAAGGCGGAUGCUGACCGCAACGACAAGGCGGUGAAGGACCUGGUCAUGCUGCUCUUUGAGACUGCGCUCCUCUGCUCCGGGUUUGCCUUGGAGGAUCCCCAGCUCCACGCGGACAGGAUCUACCGGAUGAUCAAGCUCGGUCUUGGAAUUGACGAGGAUGAGGUUGCGGGAGCCGGAGACAACACUGCUGCCGCGCCUGCCGGCGAGGACAUGCCGCCCCUUGAAGGCGACGAGGAGGAUGCUUCCCGCAUGGAGGAAGUGGAUUGAAAACUUCAACCCAGAGCAAAAGAAGAGAAGGAAAAUUCCAGCAGGACUGGUCAACUCACAUUAUCAUUACCCUGUACAGCCAUUCCUUUGCCUAUCCCUCUUUGGGGGAGGUAUUGUGUGCCAGAGUUCUUUGUGUGAAUGUUUCAUUAAAUUAAGUUCGUUCCCCGGU